GUAAGAAUCGUCGGGAAAAAAGGUCCAGCGAGAUUCGGUUUAACGCGACUGUCUAUGGAAAAACAUCUGGCAAAUUAUCGCACGCGACUUCAAUAGGCAUUCCAGAGAAGAGUGGUGCGCGCAACAACAGAAGACGUCAAGUGAGCGACGGUGCCAGUAGGGAGAGGAGCGAGAGAUCGGAAAGGGAAUCGGAGGCUGCGGUAUCGGCUAGACAAGAGGACCGGGAGAACAAGGGUCCGCCUAGUGGAAGACCGGGUAACCGUACUGCCAGGGCUGUCCUAGAGGAAGCGAAUAACGCUUCCGGAAGUGCGUCCAAGCUUCGACGUCGUGGGGUCGUCAAGAGUCCCGUAGAGAGUCUUCCGCAGAGGACUGUCAGGAGACGACCCAGGCCGGGGAACGAGGUCAAGGAAGGCUCGAGGAGCGUCAGAGAGGAUUCCGAGCAGGAGGAUCAACCUGGUGAAAAGUCCGAUAAGGAGGAACGUCUUGAGAGCCGAUCCGAGGAGGAGGAGGACGAAGAGGAGGAAGAGGAUUGUGAUCCUUUGAUAAAGAGGCUCAAGACCACCGGUCACAGGAAGACCAGAGCCGAAAGAAAGAGUAGGGAGAACGAGGUCGAGGAAGCUAUCGAUGAGGAGGUGCCUGCGAGUAAUGUAGAUCCCGAGGAUACGCCGAAGGACGAGCCUGAGGAGGACGAGGAGAGCGAGUCCAGGGAACGUGACAGGGAGCCAGAACCACCACCUCCUAACAAGGUCGAUCCUGGAGGUCCGAAGGAGUCGUCCCAGGAUCCGGUUGAAGGGAAGUCCGAGGAGGCGCACGGUCAGGAGGAAUCUGUACCGGAAGUGGUUGUGCAGAAGAGCAACGAGGUGCCUGUAAAAGUUCUGUCGAGUAGAGACAUCAUCCCUGAGGCCACCGAUCUCCUUGCGGAGGAUAGGAAAGUGUCUCGGUCCAGAAGCAACGAGGUGACGAUCCUGACGGAAGGUACGGAACCGGAAGAGGACAGUGUCGGUAGUGCAAGCGGAGGAGUUCGCGCCGGCAGCGUAGAGUCGGUGGUCGAAUUACUGGAGUCGAGCAGUCAGGACGGCUCCGUGCUGGAGAGGUUGAGUCCGCUGAGUAGUGGCCCUGGGAGGCAGAGCCUGCUCCUGGAGGAGCAGGAGCGUAAUCGUCACAACGAGAGCCCCGUGAUUCUCGCAGAGAGAUUGAAUAAGCCACCGCCGGCACCGGGACACCAUCAUCAUCAUAGCCAGCAGCAUCCAUUGCAGUACCAUCAUCAUCAUUAUUCGAGUGCCGGCAGUCCCGUAAUUCAGUCGCAGCAUCAAGGCUCCUCGCUAAGGGAAGCGCAGCAGCAGCAGCAUCAACAGCAGCUUCACCACCAGGUGACCAGCAGUCCCCAUCAUCAUCAGCAUCAUCAGCUGAACAACGCUGGCCUGAUAGAAGUACAACAACAGUCCCAUCCAUCUCGGGGCGGCGAUGAAGCCGGCCUCAUGGAGGUGGAAGCAGGGGCUGGUGGUGUUCCGGGUAGCGUAUUGGGCGGCGUCCCGACGGCUGGAAUUCGCGGUGCCGCCUACGGGGACAGCGGUUCCGACAGCGGGGUAAGCUCCCUGAGGAGCGCCGGUUCCGGUGACGAGAGAAGCGGAAGCCGGAGCUCUGCCCUCAGCGCCGAGGAGACUCCAGCGGCGGCGACCCCGGCGCGCGUCUGGCACGUGCAGAGCGUCCAGCACACUUCGCUCCUGAUGGCCCAUCCCCAGGGCCCACCCGCGGCGGCCAGCUCCUCCGGCACGACCUCCGUAGGCUACCAGAGUCCAGCGCCUCCGUCCCAUCAUCAUCCGACAGUUGCCUCAGAGAUGCUUUGGAGACCUCCAAGGUAUCCCCCACUUCCUCAUGCCCUGCUGGCCCCGGCCCAGCCUAGUCCCGAGGAGAUGCUGGAAAGGGACCGUCACGAUAGGAUGCUCCGGGAACGCCGGGAAGCGGAAGUGCGAGAACUGGAAAAGCGGGAACGUGAACGAGAGGCGAAAAUGGAACAGGAGAGGAUAGACAAGCAGAAAGCUGCCGAGCAGGCGGUACACAAACAUUUCGAGGAGUCCUUCAGGUUGGCACAGCAAAAGGUGUCUUAUGCUCCGCAGAGAAACAUGCCGUCAGCCACGAUGGUGUGGAACAGCUACAUCCCUCUGCCGCCGCCAGGAAAUCGGGGCCACGGAGGUCACUCUGGGAUGACUGCGCAUGCUGGUCAUCAUCAUCCCGGACCCGGUGGCGCGGCGCAUCCUGUGACGGUGGCGCAGCAGCAGCAGCAGCAACGCGAACGGGAGGAACGUGAAGCCAGGGAACGGGAACGGGACACUGCGGCCAGGGAACAACGGGAACGGGAACGGGAACAUAUUUCGGAAAGGCUCCACAGGCAGGCCGAGGCCAGGGACCACGUUGCGGCGCAGCAGAGAGCCGCGUACUACGCGGCCACUGCGCCACCUGCGGCUCAACAGGUGUCCCGACCGUCGAGCGUACCUGGUAAAGUGGAAUACCCACCACCGCCGGCACAUUCGCGGACGUCAAAGUCAUCCCUUCCGGUAGGAGGGCUUCACGAGAAGCCUCCGUCGGUCGUCGGUCCACCUCACAGUUCCCUUCCCAAGGCGGAGCCAAACGUCAGUUUGUUUAGUUACUCGAGUUACACGCCUCAACCCUCCUACAUGCAUGAUAUCAAGGUCAAGGGUGACCUCCAGCACAAGCCGCUGCCUGGCAAGAGUUUGGCCAGCAUCGAAAGGGACCAUCACGGUAGGGAUCUUCUGCCAAAUCCACCACCGCUCCUGUCUGAUCACAAGAGCUCAGUGAUCGUGAAGAAUGAGGGCAGGGAUCUGCCAAAGGCACCAGCGCCUCAUUCAUCGAGUCCAAAGAUGAUGCCCUACCUGAACGUCCAGUCGGUCGCACCCCACCACAAACCAGCAGCGUACGAGUACAGAAGUCCGACACAGAGUCCGCAUCAUCUUCAUCACAUGGACAGUCUGCAGGCUGCGAAGAGUAUAUCUCAAAGUCAUCAUCGAGGUGGUACCAGUCAGCUACCGAGUCCUCACGGACAUCCCUCACAUCCUCACAAUCGGCAGUCGCCUCAUGCUCAACAUCCACACCAGCCGCCACAUCCGUCGCCGCCAGAGUCACGAUACCUCGGUAGACCAGAGCCUGGCUUACCCUAUGCCACGCCCAAGACCUCCUAUCCUUACCCACAUCCUCCCACGGCGUCCCCUACUUCCCAUUACACAGCACCGCCGCCAGCAUCGAAACCAAAAGUCAGCAGUCCCGCACCGCCACAUAUUUACGGGAAGCCUAAUUCCGGUAUCAUGACUGGUACGCCAAUAUGUCGAGCUUCGGAACCUGCCGUGCCGGCGCCUCUUCCUUUAACUUCAAAAGCGGGAAGUUCGCCUUACCAACAAGUGCCUCAUCAUCAUGGGGCGCCACCACCACUCCUACCGCCUCCUGCUCACAGCAGUAGGCCCGUCUACGACUCGAGAAGCUACGUAGUUCCUCCGAUAUCAGCAUCGAAAUUACCACCGCCGUUGCACAGUUCACCGCCUACAGCUGCAUCCGCACCACUUCCCUUAUCCCGACCCGUAACGCACCCUGCGCAUCAUGCGAAUCCGCAUCCCAGCCAACAGUUACAUCCUCAGCCAAUGACAGCCUCUAUUCAGACACAACCCUUGGAUCUCGGCGUAGAGAGGUCUGGAUCACCGAAGAGAAAAGCACCCACGCCUAGUGACAACGUGGGUCAGCCAGUGUCCUUGGAAGUCUGUAAAAAGAGGAGAACCGAGGAACCCCAACCGCUGUCACUCCAGUGUGUCGGUCCUCCUGUUUUAUCGAGGGUGAGCGAACCGAGUCCUCUAAUAGCCUCGGCAGCUACCUCCAUCACCACGGUAGUGAACACGGCGCUCCUAGCACAGCCGAAUAGUCAGGCACAGGAGCGUACGGUUAUCUCCGUGAGCCCUGCGCCCAGGACAGCUAGCGGCGAUGGUUCGGUAAGACCAGCGAGUACUGGCAGCGUCAGCUCACUCAAUCCCACCGCCAGUGCUGCGCCAAGUCCUGCACCCAUACCUAGCCCAGCACCUUCGGCCGCACCAAGUCCAGCCCCCAGUGCACCAGGUACCCCAGCCAAGGCGAAUCCUAGUGCAGCGGAUAGUGAAAAAUCCAACAGUCCUGCCCCCAGACCCCCGAGCAGUACCAGUUACCCCGUUCACAAGCUGAAAAAGGCCUGGCUGCAGAGGCAUUCUGGGGAGGACGGUACCGAGGACACUACCGGUGUCGUCGGCAGUGGUUCAUGUGUUACUUUACCAUUGAACAUCGCCCAGGCACCCUCGCAACCAUUAAACAAGGAACGCGAAACCACCUCCACAACGAGCCUACCUAGUGCAGUGAACUCUAUACACAAUAUCGGCAGCAUGGCUGUCAAUAGUAUAAACAAGAGUAAAGUGCCAGGAAAAGGUGGUAGGAAACCAGCCAAUAAAGAGACUCUCAAUGGACACGCGACAGACUCGAAGAGCCUUCAGGAAGACUCAUCCAGCAGCGACCCGGAACGGAAGUCGCCGCCCAAAAGAAAACCACCCAAGGUAAAACGAAAGAAGGGACCUCCACGGAGGCAGCAGGCAGCCGCGGAGGAUCAGCGGAGGCGGAAGGAUGAUAAGCAAAGGGGAGGGGUCGGAGCCGGAAGUGAAUCUAGUAACGAGAGCGAAGCUGGUUCUGCCAGCGACACCAGCGAACAACUUGGUUCCAUCCAGCCUACUUCUCGAGUACGACACAGCACCGCCAAUUCCAACAACUCCUCGGGAAACGGUAACAGUAACAAAGAGCCUAGAAAAAGAGGGAGAAAACCAAAGUCGUCGAAAAACAGUGAAGUUGGAGGUGAAGAUCAACAACCAAGACAAAAAAAGGAAAGAAGGGAUGAGAGUACCAGUGGCGGUGGUAGUGGACCAGGAGGUGGAGGGAGAGGCGAUCCAAUUCCUAAACCACCGAUAUCGCAGCUGAAAAAAACUGGAGAAAGUUGGCUUCAAGACGGUCCCUGCUUUGAGGUUGCACCCAAGUUGGCCAAGUGUCGUGAAUGUCGCUGGACACCCCAUCAGCGCUCGAAAAACCUCCCACAGAACAUCUUCUGCAGGUUUUAUGCAUUCCGUAGACUCCGUUACACGAAAAACGGAAUGGUGGCGAUUGCGGGAUUCAGCGAUCCGCACACAGAUGCCUCCGAGGAAGACCUGCGUCUCUGGCUGCCAGGAAAGGAUUGUCAGGAUGCGAUAGGGAAGGAUGAAAAAUCAGAUAAAAGUGAAAAAGAAAAGUCUGGCCGCGGUGAUAGGGAAGAUCUGGAUUUGGAAAUGGCACAUAGACUGCUCCGUCAAGUUGGGGAUCAGUUCUGCGAUCUACUUCAUCAAGAAAAGGAAGCUCAUCAAGAACAUAUAGUCGAAGCGAGUUCCGGGAUUGUAGACAGUACCGUGGCGUGGAAGCGAGUGGUCCAAGGAGUUCGUGAGAUGUGCGACGUCUGCGAAACUACCCUCUUCAACUAUCACUGGGCAUGUGGCAAGUGUGGAUUCGUCGUGUGCAUAGAUUGCUACAAGGGUCGCAAGAAUGGCACGAUAAAGAUCUGGGGCGAAAGUGGAAAGGACAGGGAUGACUUCUCCUGGUUGCUAUGCACGAAUAGACAAGCACACGAACCCGAAAGGCUGAUGCUCACACAAAUAAUCGCCGGAGACAGUCUUCUGCGACUUGGACAACGUCUUCACGAGUGUCGUUCGGAAUGGGGCAUUCCCCAGCACUGUGCAUGUUCAUUGGCCUCUUCGGGGUCGCCUAAUGACAUUCUCAAAAAUAUGAUAAAGGGUGAUUCAAUGGCAGGUCUCAACGGAAAUAUCAAGCAGGAAGUUAAGGACGAGAAGAAGGAUAAUGAGACCAAUGGCUCCACAGAAAAUAAAGCUAAUGGCGAGGAUAAGAAUUCACCGCUUAAUUGGUUAGCAGACGUUGCCCUUCAGAAUCAGGAUAAAAACGAUACUGGCUCCAGUUCAGAUUCCGACGAAGAUCGUGAUGGAAAUUACUCUACGUUACGUGAAUUACUCAUAAGGCCGUCACAUAAACCUAACGGCAGCGGUUCGCGGUCGAACUCUCCAACGAAUAAUUCCGGAAACUCAAACUCCACCACCGGAAAUGCAACGCAGAACAACGUUGCCAAAACUGGGAAGAAAUCGAAAAUGGACACCCUUGACGAAGUUAUCUCCAGUGUGAUCGAGCACAGUGUGAAAAAGGAGAGGGAGAGUGGACUGGACGGUGAUGAGAAACCGCGAGAACUUAAGCAUUUUGUACGACGUUAUAAGUGGACGCAGAGAGGUCGUGAACCUUUGCCAAUCCGGAUCAUGACCCUCACCGAGAGUACGGGUCUUUAUCCUGACGUUCCUCAUUCCUGGCUGUGUGACGGGAAACUCCUAAGGCUUAACGAUCCGAACAAUCCAAAUAACUAUAGGAUAUUUCAAGAUCAGUGGAAACGUGGACAACCGGUCAUUGUAUCUGACGUCUCUAAAGCCCUGGAUAUAGAUCUGUGGCAUCCUGACUCUUUCGCCCGGGACUUUGGCGAUGAAAAGAACGAUCUUGUCAAUUGUAUGACGGGUAAUCUCGUGCCCAAUCAACCGAUGCGCAAGUUCUGGGAAGGAUUCGAACACUUCUCGAAAAGGCUCAAGGAUGAAAGAGGAAAUCCGAUGCUCCUCAAGCUAAAGGAUUGGCCUCCUGGUGAAGACUUCGCUGAAUUACUACCUUCGAGGUUUGCUGAUCUGAUGAAGGUUCUUCCGUUAUCGGAGUACACACAUCGGAAUGGCAGACUUAACCUUGCUAGCCGAUUACCUGACUGUUUUGUUAAACCAGAUUUAGGACCUAAAAUGUACAACGCCUAUGGUUCGGCACUACAUCCUAAUAAAGGUACCACCAAUCUUCAUCUGGACAUUUCCGACGCCGUAAACGUUAUGGUGUACGUCGGCAUUCCCAAGGACGGCGACAACGAUGAACAUGUCAAAGAGGCGCUAAGAGCGAUUGACGAAGCAGGCUGUGAUAUUUUAACACGUCGACGAGUUCGUGAACGUGGUGAGGCACCAGGUGCCUUAUGGCACAUCUAUGCUGCCCGAGAUGCAGAUAAGAUUCGAGAUCUCCUGAACGCUGUGGCACUGGAACGUGGUGCACGACUUGAGCCACAUCACGAUCCUAUUCACGAUCAGAGCUGUUACCUCGACGGGCCACUCCGGGAACGUCUCUACAGGGAAUACGGUGUCGAAGGGUAUGCCAUAGUGCAAUGCCUAGGGGAUGCUGUUUUCGUGCCGGCCGGUGCACCGCAUCAGGUCCGCAAUCUUCACAACUGCAUUAAGGUCGCAGAAGACUUUGUGUCCCCGGAGAACGUCUCGCACUGUUUUCAUCUAACCCAAGAGUUCCGUGCAUUGUCCGACACGCACACCAACCACGAGGACAAGCUCCAAAUUAAGAAUAUUAUUUACCACGCGGUGAAGGAUUCACUAACCGUUCUGGCCAACGUUAAGGAUGAGACCCUCUCUAAGCUCAAGACCAACAACGAGGUCAAAGUUAAGGAAGCGACGUAGCGCUAGGCCCCACGUCGUGAUCGCAAGAUCCAUUGAUAUAAUUGUUCCGACUAAACCUUGCUCCCAGCAAGUGAUAGUCUUUAUCCCAGUGUUGAAGCACAUUCAAGCCAGCUCCUGGUACUCCGGAAAGGGUUCCAGAUAGUUCCAGGCACCACGUGCAACAGAAUGAAGCGGAGGAGAGAAGAAUACGCCGGAAGAGACGCUUCGUAGACGACGCCGACGGGCCGGAAGUUUGUUGUGAUAUUCGACGAGUAGCUUCAGAGAUAGUUUUUUUGAUUUUCAAAUUGGCUGAGCCAAUGAGAGUUAUUCGUUGUGUCUUAUCGUUUGAGGUGUUUCCAAUACUAUACUUUUUCUUUUUCUCUCAUUCUCUCUAUCUCUCUCUCUCUCUCUCUUUCUCUCUUGAUAAUAUUUUCUAUCUUCCCCGUCCUUUGUUUUUUUUCUUUUUUUUUUCUGGGAAAGAGGAAAAUAAAAAAAUGUUAUCGGAUAAUGAAAUCCGCGAGAUUUUCGUUUAAAACCUUUGGACGCGUUAGGUUCUCCAAUAAACUCGCGCGUCCAUUACCAUUGUGAUACCAGAGGGACUUUGGAUCAUACAUUGUUUGUAAUUAAUUAUAUCGUGCCUGUAUCCAAUACACACUGUCUAUACUAUGUGAAUGUAGAUAAUUGAUACUAUGUAACAAAUUCCUAUUAGCGAUUGCGAAGAGGAUUGUCUAAGGGGGUGAAGAAUAAUUUGUGCAAUUAGACGUCGUCAUCGUCUGUAAGCUGGAUCAGUGCUGUGUUGAAUGAUCCCGCCUCGUGUGCUCUCAUGGUUCGGUGUUCUCGGUGUUGUUAUUCGGAUUCAGCCAAGGAAGAAUGUACAGUUACACGCGCGACAAACAAUAUACACAUCAGUGUUGUGAGGCGCUUGGAAGAUAAAGUAAAAAAUGGAACACGGUGCGCAGGCGAUUCUCACAGUUCUCUUUUAAGCGCUGUGAACAGUUCUAAAUACACUGCCUUUUAGCUCGCAAAAUUCCACGCGUGGAGUAAAGAAGCGACGCAAUGCAAACUCAAUAAAAAAAAAUGAAAAAAAAAAAAAACAUUGAGUUUGCAACAAUGUUGAAUUUGAACUUCUCGUUAUGAACAAAAGAAGUACCGUCCGUAAUAAAGCCGAGCGCUGCUCGUAAAUUAGUACGAGAUCUGUUUUUUUUUUGUUUUAGCAGUUAUUUUCAUAAAAUUGGAUGCUAUCGAGCAAAUCCAAGAAUACUUCUACGCUUCAAAGAUCUUUCGCGUGACCAUUUAAAACAAACGGCUUUUUCUCGAUGUUGCAUUAUAGAAGAGUGUAUGGGGGCGGACAGUAAAAUUAUUGUGAAAGAAUGGAAAGUUUUGUUUUUGUCGAAUCGCAUGCGAACCGUCCGGUGGAUGGUGUAGCUAACAGAGAUUAAAGAAAGAAUAAUGAGGUGGUAUUGAUGGAGACGAAUGAAGAACACAAUAAUCUAACUUUAUAGUAGCAAUAACGAUAACUACGAUAACAUUAUUUAACGAAAGCUACAAGGUGUAUGUAGCAAUUUUCAAAGUGCCAAUGUUGAACGGUGUUUCGGACAUGAUUAAGAUGAUCAUGAAGCUGAUUAUAUUGCUGAGGACGAUAAAUUGCCGUGAGUCGUACGAGUAGUUAGAGAGAGAGAAAAAAUCGAUAAAAAAAUUAAUAACGAAAAGUUUAUGAGCGUGACAGGCCGAGUUCCUAUAUUUGUGAACGGCAUUUCCGCAAAUGGAAAAUAACGAAAAUUGAUGAACGUAGUGGCACUACAAGAUUUUCUAAAAUUUCAAUUUGCAAAUCUUUUCUUUUUCGUUCCUUCGAAGCCGCGGUUUAUAAUUUUUUUUUUUUUUUCCGGAAAUCUUCAUACAAUUAGGAACUCCGUCUUGCCGUUUGCAUCGAGCCGAGUUGGAGCAGCUUUGGCAAAUUUUUAUUCAGCCUGUUCAAGUUCGACGACACGAUUUUGCAUCACGACGCGUGUAUCUGUCAUAUAUUCAUUGCUCGUCACCAUCCUCGUUUGUGAAAUUCACAGGGCGUGUUGCGUGGAGUCAAGCGAGGAGUAACAAACGCAGAAAGAAAACCCGAACAUAAAUUCAAGACGAAGAAGGAAUGACAGAACGAGUUAAACAAAAAAUACUGGAAUCCUGAAAUUUGCAAUUUCUUUGAUCUCAAUAUUUGUCUAGCAUACAACGACUUGAUUAAAUAAUAUUUAAACGAGUAAAUUUUAACGUAACUUAGUGUUAAUAACUACGUUAAUAUUAUCGAAGUUAUAAGCAACAACAAAAAAUACCCCUAUUACCUACGAAAAAAAGAAAAGAAAAAAAACGGGCGGUGUAUAAAGUUCUAGUUGCGUACCUUGUGUAUUACUACUUGCUGCUGGCGAAAAAAAAAAAAAAGAAAACCCUAUUCGUUCUCCUUGCUAAAUGUAUAUAUACAUAUAUUUACAUGCAUAUAUGUAUACAUAUACAUAUACAUAUAUAAAUAUGAAAAUCGUAGGUUUAAGGGAUGCCACUUGAUCCAACUCCCCUCAUACACACAGGCGUGCACGCGGAUACAAAGGAGAAAUACACUUCACACGCGUAGAUAGAUAGUCUAUUAUUUUAUUAAUAUUAUUAUCAUUAUUAUUAUAUAAUAAUAAUUAUCAUCAUUACAAUUAAUGAUUACGAAGAAUAUGAUAUUUAAAUGUUGCUGAAUGUGUCGACUAGGACGUGUAAGAGAGAGGGAGAGAAUGUGGAUGUGCGUGUAAAUCCGCAUAUACGUCGAGCGAAUGGGGUGACAUGUGGAGUCGAGGAUUAAAUGUAAAAAAAAAAAGAAGGAAAUGUGUAACGAGGGUAGGAAUGCGUGGUGAGUGAUUGGGAAGAAUGUGAAGAGAGCGCGAGGGCCGUGUAUUGGGGGCGGAGUGGAAUGGAUGAGACAAUGUACAGCCCUUAGAGAUCCUUAAGAAGCCACCCCCAGUGUCCCUUACCAACCCACCACCGGCCGCCCCCAGUCAUAGGAUUUAUGAACCGCGGGCCGGCGGGUUUGAGUAUAAUUUUUUGUACUGUGUAAAUGUAAGAACAUACGUUUGAAUAAGAAAAAUGUUUAUAUUAUGAAAA
Molecule: messenger RNA, 10688 nt
Organism: Cephus cinctus (wheat stem sawfly)
Lineage: Eukaryota; Metazoa; Arthropoda; Insecta; Hymenoptera; Cephidae
Gene: Kdm3
Product: lysine-specific demethylase 3A
Exons: 12
Coding region: 1479-7586 (2035 amino acids)
Biological process (GO): regulation of transcription by RNA polymerase II
Cellular component (GO): chromatin; histone deacetylase complex
Molecular function (GO): transcription coregulator activity; chromatin DNA binding; histone H3K9 demethylase activity
Source: RefSeq, a predicted model, not a curated record